UAUUGCCAUGGCAACCUUAAUUACCUUUAAUGAAUGAACUAAACCUCUCCAUGUUGUCCAAUCCUUCUUCUACUCCAUCUUUGGCCCGGCCAUUGUUUGGUGAGAGGUUAAGGAGAAGGCCCCUAAGGAGGAGAGACGACAGGGGCCCUCCUAGUCUCACAGGACUCGUUGUGAUAUCACUCUUACUGUUAUUCGCCAUAUUACUACCAUCACUACUUCACCAAGAGUCAGAGACUAAUGUUAAGGGAAUCAUAAGUAAACUAAUCGAGGAAGAUAUUCCUUUAAUCUUUACGUCGGAAGCUAUCAAUAAUUGCUCUCUCCCAUUUUGGGCGGAUUAUAGAGGUGGGGUCUUUAUUUUAGAUGUAUUCAAUGCUUGCUCAUUUUCUUUACUAAUUGGCGUACUAGUUUCAUUAUUUACUUAUUUCUCUGUCUUUUAUGACUCGCAUACCCCUGGACUCUAUCCCCUCUCACCAAUAUCUCCCAAAAGGAGGUUUAAAACAGAGGGAGUGGUGGUCAGAACUGGUUGGUCUAUUAGUUACAAGAUGGUUCUAGUCAAUGGGAUUGUCUUCUUCUUUCUCUCCAUUUUCUUUUUGAGACAAUAUCUAAAUGUUCCUUUUUGGAAUGUUUAGCAAUUAAAAUAAUUAUAAUAAAUCCACCCAUUAAUAGCAAGGUAUUAUGAUAAAUAUGAAGACAUCAUUAUUAUUAUUUUUAAAAUGAUAUAAAUUUUAUGCAUUCAAUAAUCAGGUUUAAUAUAAUAACAAUUAUUUUUCUCUCAUUUAUUAUCAUCAAUAAGUUAAUCAUUUUUGUGUAUUAAAAAAAUUUAAAUUCAAAGUUGAUCAGGAAUGAGUGUA
Amphimedon queenslandica is the source of this 851-nucleotide messenger RNA. RefSeq names its product ADP-ribosylation factor-like protein 6-interacting protein 6. The transcript is spliced from 5 exons. The coding region runs from base 30 to 629 and encodes 199 amino acids. Lineage: Eukaryota; Metazoa; Porifera; Demospongiae; Haplosclerida; Niphatidae. The record is from RefSeq and is a predicted model, not a curated record.